CAUCAUUCGGACCCUUCUGUACUCCGGUGCGUUUUUUUUUUUUUUUUUUAUUAUCGGUGGUCCGUCGAUUAGGAAUUGUGAGCUAAGAUUUGGGAUCAUGUAAACUGACAGCACGUUUGCUGUUGAGGAAGAGGGUCAUACGAGUCAUUCAUCGUUUCGGCCCGAGGAUUUAGGGUGAAUAGUCUGCACGCUGCUUAUAAUAUCACAGCACUUGUGGGUUUGGGCAUUUCGCACUAAAGUUGACCCCAAUAAUCCCCAGACUUUUUUCUUCUUCUUCUCCCAGCCAGCCAACUAAGGAUAUUUAUUUAAUAAUCUUCCUCUCCUGAAAUAUAACUAGGUAUGCCCCAAAAUGGAUUCUCAGUUGGCUUCAGUCCUGACCAGUGGCAGCCUGGAUGUCCAAAAUGGCAGCCAGUGUGGAGAGGGAUCAGGGCUAGUGACAGAGACUUUAUUGGACCCAAAGGACGAAACUGCACGCAGUACUGUACCAGGUAACCUCCAGCCAUGCCCUGUCACGGCAGCAGUGACCAUCAGGCAAGAUGCUCUAUCAAUCAAUGGGAAAAAGCCAGAGGUGGGCGGGACUUAUGAGCCAGCCUCUCAGGAAACAACUAAGAUUGGUGGGCUCAGACAGCCAAUUACAGUAAAGUCUGGAGUGCCUGUUUUGCACAGCCAGCCAAUAAGAAUCAAAAUUGUUGUCCCUCCACGGUGCAAGAGGCCAAUCACAAACUCUGCUAUCAGCCUGACCAAAGACUUUGCUCUCUCAGAAUUUCAGGGACCCGUGUUGGUCUCUGCUGAAUCACAGAAGAAACGUGAAAUCUGUGUGCCACCUGUUAAAAAUGAAGGAGAAAUCACGGAAGUUACUUACCAGAAGACUGAAGAAGAAGCUGAAGCAUUUCCAGAGACAGAAGCAGAGAAACGGGAUAAAUUGUGUAAAGACAGAGACGUUUUGGAUGUUAAAAUUGUCCACAUUGAUGGGUCGGAAACUCCUUUUACUGCUAAUACAGUUAAGUUUUUAAGUCAGCCGAAGAUUAAAGAGGAAACUACAGAGAGGGAAAUUCAGAAAAAUGUUCCUCUAAUUUUGCGAGAAAUGGACUUGAAGUGUUGCAAAACAUUCAAUGAGGUUGAAACGGAGGAGCAGACAGAACCUCUGGACCUGAGUUUGCCUAAGAAAAGGGAGAGCCGAGAGAGGAGAUACGGGCGUUUCUUGGAUGACUCGGGCUGUGAGAGCUCUCUGAUCAUGGAGGUGGAUGAAUAUGAGGGAGAAGGAGACAGAGACAUAGUAGAAGAGGACGAUGAGGGAGGCGGCACAGAUACUCUUGAAGAUGCUCUUCUGUCUCCCUCUUUCUUUUCUACCUCUGUUUUGACCUCUCUCUCUUCGAUAGACUGUGACACUGAAAACCUUCUUCUCAUCGAUGACCAGGGAAUUCCGUAUACGCUCAAUCCGGAUGGACUCAAAGUGCCACAAGUCAAUGCUUCCAGGGUGGAGGAUUCUCAGUCUAAUCAUGCUAAUUCAGAAGAAGCAGAAGGAAAGGAGUCGUCGCUUUUGGCACCGUUAGCAGGUCCCAGCCAAAGUACAGAUAAUGCACUAAAUGCACCUUCUGAUGAUUUUUACCCCUCGCCACCCCCUAUCAGUGAUUCUUCAUCACUAGGUGAUGAUCAGGCUAAAGCUCCAGAAGUCUUCACAAGUUUGAUUACAAACUCGAACCCUUCAGUGGCUGCAGAGCCGAGCGUUAAAGCUGUUCAGGAUGCCAGCUCUGUUUUGUCCCCUUCCUCUGGGAUAUCAGUCCCCACCCAACCCAUUCAACUUGUCACAAAUCCUGCAGGCAAUGCUCCUGUUCUCCUCCUGUCCUCCUCUUCUCACCUCUCCUCGGCUCCACUUGGUCUCUCUCUUCCCCUUUCAGUUACUCAGACUUCACAUGGUGCUUCCACUCCCGUGUUUCUUCUCCUUUCCUCUGUACCUUCUUCCUCUGGUGAGUCCACCGCUACCUCCACCCCUAUUGCUGUCCUCGACUCCUCGACCGGCCAGCUGUCCCAGAUUACGGCCGCAGCUCCGGUCUCCCUUCCUCUGUCCUCUGGUCAGGUUAGCACAUUGGGAUCGCCUCUUCCUACACUGUCUCACCCUGUCAUCAGACUCAGCCCCAAUAACCCCCCUGUCAUCCUGUCUGGCAUGAAUAACGUAAAUUCUGGCUCCGUUCUCACGUCUCUCACUGUCCCUUCAUCCACUAUUGCCCUGCAGGAUGACCACAGCUCAGUUCCUCUUAUUCAAACUCAGAUCACUUACUCUGAAUCAAACCCUGGAAAUGAAGCCAUAUCCGCUCAAGAGGUCUCCAAUGAAAACAACAAGCCAUCAAAUUUUACAGCAUCGUCUCCGAGACCGCCGUCUGCUAGUUUGACCUAUGACUCUUUAUCUCAGCCCGCCUCAGAAUUAGACGCCCAAUCACCUGACUCCAAAUCAGACCUUCACUCUGAACAUUUACCUCUGGAUGACCAUCUUUAUUUCUCUAACACGGCUGCUCCUACCUCCCCUUCUAUCGGACCUAUCCUACCCCCUGGUAAACUUGACCCGCUAGAUCCACUCUCUCCAGAGCUGUCAGCCAACACCGCGGGCUCCCGAAGGGUGCUGUACUGCCAGCUGUGCCCGAGGGUCUUCUUUUACCUCUCCGACCUUGAGCGCCAUGCCAUCACCCAUUCGCAGAAGAAGCCUCAUGUUUGCCAGCAAUGCGGCAAAGCCUUCAAACGCUCCAGCCAUCUGCAGAGACACAAGCACAUCCACACAGGCCAGAGGAACUUUGUGUGCCCCAUCUGUGCCAAGCGCUUCAGGGAGGCAGGUGAGCUCCAGCGCCAUCAAAGGGUGCACACCGGAGAGAAGCCCUACCAAUGCCAGCUUUGCCACACGCGCUUUGCCGAGCGCAACACCCUCCGGCGGCACACCAAACGCAAGCACCCCUACCACCAAGUAGCCAUGGAAAUGCUUAACGAGAGAAGAGACAGAGGAGGCAGCCGAGGAGACGGAGGAGGCGGUGGUACGUCAGGAGUCCAGGAGGAAGAGGAGAGUGCUGAAUGGUACAGCUCCACUGUGUCUAAUUUGGAUAACUCAGAGUCAGAGGUGGAAACGUAACACUUUAAAGUAAAGGGUAGGGGAGAAGUGCUGUUGAUGAUAUCUAACUACAGUUAGACUCUGAUCUUUUCUUUUUAUUGACUAAGAAUCAAAGAAGGGAGCACUUUCAUAUUUAUUGUUUUUAAUGUUAAUUUAUUUAUAUGAAUGUAUAUUAUUCCCAUUCCAUUUUAAGGGCCAAAACGCAGCCUUCAAAGUCAGAUGUGACUUUGAAUUAAGGGAAAACUCAUUCUUGAAGUCAUGUUUUCUUUGUGUGUGUGUGUGUGUGUGUGUGUGUGUGUGUGUGUGUGUGUGUGUGUGUGGGAAUUCAUAACAUUAAUUAAAACGCUCCUCAUGAAGUUGCGUUCCCAUGCAAUCCACGAUGAAACCCUAAAGUGCUCGAAAAAGAAAGAUAGCUUAUGAACUAAACAAUCCUCUGCUCUAGUCAUGUAUAUAAAGAGUACUACUUGUAAGAGCUGCACUUCUGCACUAUCUCAUAUGAAAGAUAUAAUCUUUCCUACCGUCAGACACACUGUGAGGAAUUUGCACUCGUUUUCUUUGAACUCAAAGUUAUUUUUUUUACAUUGUGUAUGAAAACGCUUACUUUUAAUUUCGUUGCCGCUGUUGAUCUUCUGUAUUUAAUCCACAUCCUGUAAGAGUUU
Neolamprologus brichardi is the source of this 3753-nucleotide messenger RNA. RefSeq lists its product as uncharacterized. Gene Ontology annotation, molecular function: RNA polymerase II cis-regulatory region sequence-specific DNA binding; DNA-binding transcription factor activity. Lineage: Eukaryota; Metazoa; Chordata; Actinopteri; Cichliformes; Cichlidae. The record is from RefSeq and is a predicted model, not a curated record. Gene Ontology annotation, biological process: regulation of transcription by RNA polymerase II.